CCCGUAUCCACCCCCAGCUCGCGCCUCGCAUUCCAUCCAUCUCUGCCAUUCCCUUUCCGUUCUUACACCCUUUUUUUAUCCUUUUUUAUUUUGUUUUCGAGCUAUCCUUAUUUUCCUUUACUCGAUCCCCGUUCUACGCCUACAUUUCUGUCACCCCCGAAAUUUCACCGUCUUCGCUUAUCAAUCGCGCAUUGCACGCUGUGGGCGUGUCGCAUCGCCUCCUUCACCUAACUCUCCAGGGAGCUUCGUCCGCGCAAAAUCCCCUUCUCUCCCCUGAUUAUCUAUACGAUUCCAUCCGAUGAUCCUGGCCUGACGCGCUCAAUCAGAGAACGACUAUCUAUCGUCGUCGUGAGCGUCUGUUCCACUUUCGUGACUUGUCCUGUCGCGUAACAUCAUUUCCUUGCUUCCCUCUCUUGCCAGAUUCGAUCCUUUCUUUCUCUAUCCAUCUCUCUCCCCGUCUCUUCUCUACAACCAGGGUGGUUUUCCGCUUUGCGACUUUUGAGAGGGCGCCUUUCCCCUCGACGGGACUCGAGAGGCACACCUCAACCGCGAUUCUUCCCAUUCCGUCCUUCAUUCCCCAUCGAAUAUCCUGCGUCGGUGUGGCCAUUUGGUGAGGGAUGAGUAGCAGUAGCUCCAGCCAGUCUACUCGCGAGAGCCCAGCUUCCUACGGCACCGCUCAACGCACCGCGUCGGUGUCGUCCGCCUCGCCUCCUCAUCACUCCCUCUCUUCAUCCCAGGCAGCCUCCGCGGCCCAGAAUGCGAUGUCGACUGACGUGUAUAUCCCUGCAACUUCAUCGCAGCCAUUAGGCUCCUUCUCCUAUCCUUUCUCCUCUCUCGGUCCUUCAAUCCCGCUCGACAGCCUUUCUCAGAGCACCAUGUUUCUGGGCGACUCGGACCUUUCAACCCAGAGCCUCAGCGGGUUUUCAAGGUUCGGAAACGGUGGCGUGAUCUUGAUGCGAAAGCUUCCCAGGAACACUAGUCGCGAGGCUCUCCGUAGCAUGCUGCUCUUCGCCAAGGACUUUGUCGAUGCUGACUUCGUGCCCACAGAGCUACCGGAGGACAGCGGUUUUCUGACUGCCAUCGCCCGCUUCGAUACCCUUGCGGCCGCCGAGGAAGCGAGGGCGCUGCUCGAUGGCAAGCCCAAUUCAAAAAACGACGCAAAUAUGAUCGUCGAGGUUUUGAAUGGCCUAGCCGGAUCAACCCUGGGUGCCAGGCGUAAUACGGUCGACCACACUGCCACUCGCAGCCUGCUGGGCACCGUCUCAACAAACGGGCCCGUAUCCCGCCAGUCGUCACGAUUCAACGGCACUUUCCAGAGUCUCGAGAGGCUCACUGCUCCGAACCAGUCUGUGCAGUCUAGUAACGAUACUCUACCCGGAUCCGAAUCUGGCUCGAGACUCCACAGCCUCUUCUCUCCUCAAUCGCCGAUCGGGAAUGGUGCCAGCGAUCUACCCCGCGUCAGUGGCAAGUCCAUGAUCGACCAGGAUCCGGAUGAAGAGACUGGCGAACUUCUCAAGGACCCUGUUGGCUAUGCAGAGAAUGGUCAUUCCUCGUCCAUCUCGGUCCCUCGACGAUCUACGAACCCUCAGAUUCCUACCAGCCGCUUGGCCGGCCUGUCUCUGGCAGCCAACGUGUCGUCGCCACCUUUGGCGCAGAACUACGUGACUGGCGGGCCGGGGCGUAUGGUACCGGCGCCCGCCUCGGCUUACUCUCAGGCCGUCAAUAGCAACGGGAUAAGCGGGAGCCAUGGAUUUCACUAUGGCCCUCAGCAUACGCAACGACACAGUCUCCCUGCCGCAAACCCGAACGAUCUAAACCCCCCAUGCAACACACUGUAUGUGGGGAAUUUGCCUCCUGACACCUCCGAGGAAGAACUCAAAGCCUUGUUCUCCAAGCAACGCGGAUACAAGCGACUAUGCUUCCGGAACAAGCAAAAUGGACCGAUGUGUUUCGUGGAAUUCGACGAGGUGGCAAUGGCCAGCAAGGCCCUCAACGAGCUCUACGGGUACAAGCUUUCCAACAGUGUCAAAACUGGCAUUCGUUUGAGUUUCUCGAAAAACCCUCUGGGGGUCCGCUCCGGCCAGCCUGGAAGCAUGAAUUCGGCGAAUCCUUUGGCCUCGCAAGGAUCUCUGUCCAAUACUCUUGGUGGUCUGCCGCACCACAUGUUCUCGACGGUAAGUGGACCACCUCCGGGGCUCGCAGUGCCUCCUGGCUUGUCCAUGCCUGUAGCCUUGAGGAAUGGCGGUCUUCAUCCAUCGGCAAAUCCGCACGUUUCCAUGGCUAAUGGCGCGUUCAAUCCGAAUGCUGGAUUGACCAUGAGAAGUAAUGGCAUGAACGCGAUGUUAAUGUCAUCCCCUCCGCUCGCUGGAGGCGUCGGUGGCACUACUACACCGCCCAACCUGGGGUCCUUCAACACGUAUUAUCCAGACUACAUGAUGGGUCGGUAGACAUAUUUCACACCUUCAAUAAUGUCCGGCAUGUUUGAUGACAACUGGGUUGUCUGGCGCAUUUGGGAAUUCCUCUUUUUCACCAGCUAGAUAAGCAUUUGGGGGCUCCACUCCUAGGAUUUUUUUUCUUCUUCUUUUUUUUUUUUUUUUUCAUGAUUACGGCUCUCGGGGUUUUUCUUUCUUCUUGCUUUGGUUCUUUUUCUACAUUGUUCAUUCGCACAGCAUGGGACUAUGGGCGCUAUUUGCUGUUACUUUCUAUGGCUACCCUUGGGGCGAAGGGGAUGAUGAUUGCAUUGCUCACUUCUUCUUUUGUUUCUCCCUGAAUUGUCUGUUUCUUUUAUCCCCUUCUCAUCCUGUUCUAGAUUUCGAUUCGAUGCCGAUUCUCUUUCUGCUUUGACUAGUUACCCGGAUCAGAGCUGUGGUUUGUACCUUCAUACCCCUUGCUUUCCUGUCUGCGUUGUUUGAGAGCCUUGUUUAUGUUUUCUAUUUUCAUCUUUACCUUUCCUACUUCAAGUGAUUCCCCAUUGGCAUUCAUCCGUCUCUCAACCGGCGAUUGCCGGAGUAUUAUGACGCAUGGCUGGAAUCGUUUCCUUUCCUCUUCUUUUCUCUUCCCCCUCCCUUUUUUUCCCCUUCACCUUUUGAUCCCCCCCUGCAACUUCGCUGUGGUCAUCGAUCUUCCUAUACUCUGGAUGCUUCAAGCAUCUCUCUUUGCGCCUUGCUAUAAUACUGAGCCAAUCUUAUUUUUUUCAUGCUCUGUUUCUAAUAAUGUUUCUUUCUUGUUGAUUUCAUUCCUUCAGUCUUUCACCCCGAAAUUGUCAUGAGCUAUGCAAUUCAUGUUGCUAUGGAUCAAACGCAACACAUGCUGUGGAAGGCGUUUACUCUACACGGGUACAAUGAUAUAUGUUCUGGGAAUCUUCAUCUUGUUAUGCUAGGCGGAGGAAAUGAGCUUAUGGUGGACUUCGCUGGAUUGUGGUGCUUUGCUCAUUGAUUUUAAGUUAACCUGCCUUGUUCGCAUUGUUUCAUGUGCGAAACGGCCUUGCUUGAGUUGAGCUGCGCUGGCUUAUAUUAUUGCGAGUCGAUCACAUUUUGCCUUCUUUCUAAGGGACUGGGACGGAAGACUGGAAAAGGGACUUGUUUACGUUUACGGAUCGGUAUAUUCUUUUUUCUCUUGUCAUUCUUAGAGAAUUGCUUUGUGAAGAAUUGAAAUGGCUGUUUGCUGGGAUGAUGUCCUUAACUGUAAGCUGAGCUUGGACCUCAAUAAACAAGUUGGAUAGUCUGCAGAAGAACCUUCUAUGGAUGUGCCAUUUUGCUUCAAA
Messenger RNA from Monascus purpureus, 3763 nucleotides. The record is from the annotation of a GenBank genome assembly. NCBI's taxonomy places the organism in Eukaryota, Fungi, Ascomycota, Eurotiomycetes, Eurotiales, Aspergillaceae.